Molecule: messenger RNA, 1437 nt
Organism: Clonostachys solani
Lineage: Eukaryota; Fungi; Ascomycota; Sordariomycetes; Hypocreales; Bionectriaceae
Source: the annotation of a GenBank genome assembly
AUGGAUAAACUGCCAGUGGAAUCAGCAUUCCAUGGCUUCGUGCCAUAUGUUGACCACGGCGAUUUCAAGACUUCGCGGCAAGUGAACAAGCAUUUUGCUAAAAUGAUCACGCCGCUUAGGUUCACCGUCCUUCGAUUCCUCAGCCCUGGACAUAGGACCAACCCCAAACCAACUCUUAAAUUCUCAGAGCUACAGGAAGCAGUCGCCGAGGUUCUUCCCGCAAUAGAAUCAGUUGAGAAGCUCACAUUCUCCCCCGCAUUCAGCCAGAAAGGAGCGCCUGCUUCGGAGCCUAUAGAUGAAGCUCACCUGCCAUGUAGCCCCGACGAAGAAAUAAACGCUUCAGAACGCUAUGCGCUGUAUCAAGCUCGCAUGCAAGCUGUUGAGGAUGCUUAUUGGGCUCGAGUAGAGAGACAGAGACAGCACAUCGUUGAGGCAGAAGAGGCUUGGAAGGAGAAAAGCCACGAACAGGAACAAGCAAGUGGAGAUGUCGAGGCUUCCCUUCAAGAACUAUUCCAACACAUGCCGCGUCUGCAAGAGCUCGAGGUCCGCCCGUGGGAGUUUAAUGACUGGGACGGCCUUCUAUCCGAUUACUACCAAACCGACGGGCCCUAUGUCAACUUGUCGGUCGCUGUCAUACUAGACACUAUUUCCAAAUCGCUUGAGAAAAGCAACCGACACAUUGAGAAGCUGAUCGUCCACGCUUUCAAUCCUGAGCUGGCCAAGGACUCACCUGCAAUGCGCCAUACUUUCACAGGUCUACAUCAUCUUUCAUUGGGUAUCGACCUCGUGGACUCUCUCCUAGAAGACGCUCCUACAAACAGGGUUAUACCCGCAUUGCUCAAAUGCUCCCAGCACACAUUGCAACAUCUAGAAAUAUUCAGCGGUGGAAAGUUUCCCCAGUUUCCGAGCCAAGGUGUACAUUUCUUAAGUAAGGUUCUCAACGACGGAGAGACAGACAAAGCCCUUUGCUUGCCCAACCUCCGGACUUUGCGCCUUCGUUCACUUUUAGUCGACACGAAGUCUCUGCUUGAUUUCGUGACUGCUCAACCCAAGCUCUCUGAUCUCAAGUUUGGGCACGUGUGUCUGGUUACACCUGGCAUGGGAUGGGUGUAUCUGGUUACUCACCUCCCCAAAGCUGUGCAGAAGUGGGAAGCAUUUGGAAAGCUAGGUCACGAACCAGUUACCGAUUUUGAACGAGUUGUCUCUUCUAGUGCUUGCAUCGAGUGGGAUUAUUAUAAUCAACCAAUUCCCGCGGGGACAAGCUGGGAGGGACGAGACACAGGCAUGGAGACUCAAUUCAGGAGAAUCGGAGCUUGGCCAGCAGAUCAACCGGAUGGCUUCGUUACCCCUCGGGCUCCCCAAAUUACGGCGCCUUUCCCUGAGGUGUUUGUCAACCUUCAGUGGCCCCCUUCUAUUCCCCCUUUGGAUGGACAGUGA